AUGUCCGCUCCUAUUCUCGGCAGUCAGCAUAUCGAUAUGCAUGGCAAGAUCACCGUCGAUCUUGGUUCGUCCGGACGGCGCAAUAUACCUGUAUAUCGCGACAUGACGAAGGUCUCCUUCGGCCGCGGACAACACAACGAUGUUGUUUGCGACGAUGAGUACGUUAGCUACGAGCACGCCGCAAUGUAUUGGUGUCCGUGGUCUUUACACGUGAUGAUUGUCGACCUCAACAGCACAAACGGCACCUGGGUCCACGGCCAUCGCCUCACGCCGAUGAAGCCAAUCAAUAUCGGCGGUUUCUUCACUAUUUCAUUCGGUCAUGCGCUACAGAAUCAAGUCACAGGAGAGAUGGACCGUGGACCGUGGACGGCAGACUACGGGCUGCUGCCGGAAGAUCAGCUCAAGGCAGACUGGUUGGAGUUGGCCUGUGAGCAAUUAGAUGACCCCGAUAUUCGGACACCAACGGGGGGGAUGAGGCUGCAGAUGGUACUUGCCGACAUAAAGGCUCAGCGCGCACCUCCCACUCUUGAUACCUUCGCGGAUGACCAAGACAGUGACUCCGACGCCACAGUGGUUCCCGACUCAACCACAUCCCUCGGCCCGGAGCGGCCCGCUACCCCGGUCCAACCAGUUCCCCCGCCCUUUUCCCCCGAUUACGGUCGCGGUCUGCGCCGGGAGCCGCCAAUCCAUCUCAACUUUGGACCGCAUCCCGAGUCACGCAAUGUGCGCGACCCUAACCUGAUCUGGUCAUCGAACUGCACAUAUAUCCGGCCAAACGACGACGAUGACGGCCGUGUUCCGCCGUACGUUUACGAGUGGUCGCACAAAUACGGGCUUCCGCAGGGGUUGCACCCUGAGUGGAACGAGUAUGCCAAGGAUAAGUUCUACGGAAAGGAUGUCAACAUCAACCUCGAGCAACGUAUGAAUGAGGCGGAAGAAGCGGUACGGAAGUACGAGCUCGAAGUCGCCGCGGAUGCUCGCCCGAAGGAAGAGGAACAGACGGUUGGCGAGGCAACGCAAACGGCCGAAGCUGCAGCCGUCGAGAUCUCAGACCUCGACUGCUCUACAAAACGCAAGCGCGAGACGGAGGUUGAGGAUGGCGACGACGACGCGAGGGAUAACGACGACGAAGCUCGCAGCAAACGGCACAAGGCUGGGACCGAUGUGCCGCCCCACCCUGGCAGGUUCGCUGCUGCUCCCCAAUCCGUACUCCGACCGAUGCGUAGCUCCCAUGUGGUCGAACCGUAUAUCCGGGACGAUACGCCCUCUAUGCCUGGUGCAUGGGUCGAACCCGCGACGGACUUCCUGGAGCAAUACUCGCCGUUUGUUGAAGAUCCCGAUUGGAUAUUUGUCGAGGUUCCUGUGAUACCCGGCGACGAGGCCCAACCGACCCGAUCUUCUCCUCCAUCGCCACGCCCCGCAUCUUCCCGCCCGAAUAAGCAACUGCGAUUUGCUGAGGAGGUUCUAUAUGCUGGGAGAGUAGUGGGUUGA
Peniophora sp. CBMAI 1063 is the source of this 1491-nucleotide messenger RNA. The record is from the annotation of a GenBank genome assembly. Lineage: Eukaryota; Fungi; Basidiomycota; Agaricomycetes; Russulales; Peniophoraceae.